AUGCAGACAGAUCUAGGCUUUGCGGACACGUCCACCUGCGUCCCUAAACCUACAUUAAGAGUACAAUAUACGUACCAAGCAUCAGCUCUGAAGCCUGUCAAGCCACAGAGAGCCUCGGUUUAUUCAGAUAUGGUUGGUGAUCCUGAGGGCAUACACAUACCUCCGGUAUUCGUAUCCAAAAUGGCUGGGGAAACCUUGAAGAAGUUUGCCAGAGGCGAAGAUGCGGAAUGCUGUAUAAACUCGUCGAUGGAUGAGACUGCAGGGACAGUGUUGGUGAUGUCGUUCGUAUCACUUGUUGUCAUCAUAUCAGUUGUAGCUUCAUUUCUUUUUGCUCGGAACUGCCGACUUUUACGCCAUGGAGUUGAUAAUCGUCCACCUUAUAUCAAGAAGCAUGUGGUGGAAAAGCUUUCGUCCUUGGUAUAUAAAGCUCCGUGCUCAAGUGGCAACAAUUGUGAAGAAGCUUGUGCCAUUUGUUUAGAAGACUAUGAUAAUGGUGACAUGCUUAGACUUCUCCCAUGUUCUACAGAAUUUCAUGUGGAGUGUAUUGAUCCCUGGCUGACAAAGUGGGGCACAUUUUGCCCAGUAUGCAAACUUGAGGUACUCACAGGUGAAUAAGCAGGCAAGGUUGGACUAAAUCUCAGGUGAAUAAGCAAGCCUCUGUUGC
Messenger RNA from Triticum urartu, 664 nucleotides. Lineage: Eukaryota; Viridiplantae; Streptophyta; Magnoliopsida; Poales; Poaceae. The record is from RefSeq and is a predicted model, not a curated record.